AUGCCGACUGCAGCAUUACCACCUUACAUCACUCACCCACGUCUUAACAUGCACCAAUCCCAAAUGCCAACCACGCGAACAGCCGACCAAGACCCUCGUGCUGGCAGCUUUCGAAGCACGCAAAAAGCUUCAUCCCCUCAAGCAGGUGGCGUGUCCGUUGUGCUACGAUACGAGAAACAUCAGGACAUUAUUCCAGUCAACUCAGUGGAAAACGAGGAGAAUCGACAGCAGCUUACUGGAGUCAAGCACUACCUGCACAUGAUGAGCCAACUCGGCCUGAACGCCAAACCCUCGCUGGACCACAUUGAUUACCGCAGCCUUGGAGGCGCUCAGGACGCUACAGACACCGUCUUCGACGAGACCUCAUCACACAUCCCACCUACAACGCAACCACUACCCUCACCACCAUCCUCACUACCCGACUACAACCAAUCCAUAUACUUCGGCACCACACAAAACCCCGUCGUCUUCCUCUCCAUCCUCCGCAUCGCGCAGCACAACCUCCCAAGCCUGGAUCUCUCCUCAGCGCUGAACCACCUCCCAAACAUGCACGCCUCGGACACUCUCCCACGCCUACACCCGUCAGCGCCAGGGAACCUCGCACCUCUCUCCUUCAUCGACGCACUUCCAGCACUCCCACGUACAGACAAAGUGAAGAUCCACGUCGCGUUCCUCCCCGCCUUCUACGCCGACGCACGGCACAGCAUCGGAUACUUCGAGAUCCUGCUCUCUCCGCGCGGAGCCAAGAAAGUCGGUGUCUGUCUCUUCUCGCCGUGUGCGGAGGAGGAUCUGAGAAGGUAUGGGCUGGUGGAGUACCUGCAGGGCAGGGACGACGAUGGGGCCGAGGGUAUGCGAAGGGUUGGGGCGGGGCUGGGGUACUGGGUGACUAAGGAUACGGUGGAGGAGUAUGAGGAGUGGAGUUUGGCGUGGAGGAUUGCACAGAGGGUUUGGGAGGGGCGGUUGAAGUUCGCGCGUGGGGUGCUUGAGGGGUGA
Ascochyta rabiei is the source of this 993-nucleotide messenger RNA. RefSeq lists its product as uncharacterized. The transcript has a single exon. The coding region runs from base 1 to 993 and encodes 330 amino acids. The record is from RefSeq and is a predicted model, not a curated record. Lineage: Eukaryota; Fungi; Ascomycota; Dothideomycetes; Pleosporales; Didymellaceae.